UGGGAUUGAUAACUGACAGAACUAGCGAGAGCGCUCGCCCUCUAGGAUAUUGUUUGCAAUUUGUUUUUAUUUAUACCGUAGUCUUUUGGCGCUGAGAAGUGGUUAUGUCAAUGCUUCUUUGCGCCACUUUCCGUACGGAUAAACCGACAUGCGCAAUAUUCAAUCGCUGGUGUUGUUUCAAGAUGUUAUAGUGUCGUUUGCGGGAACUUAUUAUUAUUAUUCGGAUUAUAUUUACGACCUAUUUAAAUAAUUCUGCUUGUGGAAUAUUCAUUCGUAAAUGCAUCGGUAAAGAAAUUUUUGUCGCCAAUGGAGGCUCAGCCACCUCAGUUCGUAGGUCCACCGUGUGGUCAGUAUGGCGCUCACACUUUCUACCGUGGAUUCAGGUACACAAAGGCUGGCAAGAGCCGAGAUAUUAGUUUGGGUGAGUUUUUUUUCGUCCGGAUGUCUGCUGAUGAGGAUCCCUGUAUUGGUGAAUUGCAAUUACUCAGCUCCAACAGGAAUAAUGACCUGCAGUUAUCGGCGCUCCGACUCUAUUUUUUACCGGAACAAACGCCUGAUGGUCGUUUAUCGCAUCAUGGAGAGGAUGAAGUUCUUGUGGCUUCCGAUCGUGUGGUGCUUAAACUGGAUGAUCUUGUCAGCUGGAUUACAGAUGAGGUAGAAUGGAAUCACGGAAUUAUCGCACCCUGUGUGAAAAAACCUGUUGUCAAGAAAGAGGAAACUGAUGAGCCCCAGAAUGACAGCAACAAUAAUAAUACGACAUCUACACCUUCUGAGAACACUGAGAAUGAAAAUUCUGAAACAGGGGAGGACGAAAGUAAGAAAACUUCGGAUGUAAAAGAAGAGGACGUUACAGAAACCGAUCAAGAUGCAGAAGAUGAGAAGGGCACUAGAGUCCUUGUGCUGUCAUAUCAGUCUUAUUUCCGUUAUCGCACAAUUCUGAAACGUUUAGAUGGAAGUGAUCAAACAGAAUGGUUACAGAAUUCUAUUGUGAUAGCUCUUGGUGGUAUAGCUCCACCUAGCCCCAAAACUCGCAUAUUAUUCUGUCGUGACAAUUUUGAACACGAUGAGCUUGCUCAUCAUGAGCUUAAUUGCGAAUAUUUAGCUCCAACAUUAAAAGGAAAGCGAAAAAAGAAGAAAACAAAAAAUACUCGUAGUAUUUCACCUGAAUCAAAUUCUUCAGAGGAGUGUAAAGAUAUUGAAAUCAAGUGUAAUCAAAAAACAAAUGGCUUAAAACAACCACCUAUUAAAAAUGAGCAAGAAUUCCUUCAAAGGUUGUUCAAAUUUAUGAAGAAGAGAAAUACACCAAUUCAUCGGGUACCUCAUUUAGGUUUUAAACAAAUUGAUUUAUAUAUAUUCUACUCAUUUGCACAAAAAUUAGGAGGAUAUGAUAAAAUUACAAAUAAGAAAUUAUGGAAGCAUGUUUACGAUGAGCUUGGUGGCAAUCCUGGAAGUACAAGUGCUGCUACUUGUACAAGGAGGCAUUACGAAAGGUUACUGUUGCCAUUCGAACGAUUCAUGGAUGGCAUUAUAUAUAAGCCAACUCCACGUGGCAAAAAAUCCAACAAAAAGAAACCACAAGAACAGGAGGGAGAAGAUGGUUCAAAAGAAGAAAAUGCCGAUGGCACACCAAUCAAAAGUGAAUCAAAUCUUGCCAUUAAUGCUGAAGCCGAAGAUGCUUAUGCUUUUACAGAUUCCAAUCAUGAAAACAGCAAUAGUAAAGAUAGCAAUUCUAAUGAGUGUAAUUCCAUUGGUGAUGAGCAGGCCCUCAUCAAUGAACCACCAUUUUCUGAUGAAGACAGUAAAACUGUAUGGAGUAUUCAGAAGCCACCUGAUUCCAAAGAUGAAGCCAGUCAGGAUAAAGAUGACAGCAAACCUAUCAAGCCUCUGAUUAUUCAGAAAGGACAAAGUGAAACUUUUGCUGAAAAAGAAAGGAAAUGGGAUGAAAUAAGACGAAAAAAUGCUGCUGCUAGAAAAUGGGUUCGUCAGUCUCGGUCAGGUCGUGGCUGUAAAACUCCAGUACCUGAAAUUCCACCUUUCAAACAAGAGAAACAAGCUUCAAUUGCUGGAGAACCUGGAACUAUGGAAGACCUAGCUUCUUCCUCGCCCAUGAAAAUUAAAUCUGAGAAUGGGGAUCCUAUUUCUGAUCAAGCUUCUAUACCUUGUGUCACAUCUCAGGACAAGCUAGCCCAAGAAAGUAAAUCCAAUCUUUCAUUACUCUCUGGUAAUCAUAACAUGAGCAAGUUCCUUCCUCCAGUUGUUAGUCCUGAAGCACUUAAUGGUAAAACCAAGCUUGAAAUUCACUCACAGAAAAAGCGUCACAUUCUUGCUAAAGAAACACCUUCUCGCCUUUCUUCUGGUAAGAAAACUCCACCAUCUGCUGUUAAAAUUGAAAAUGACAAAUAUGCCAAGUCUUGGUGUGGUUAUCCAACAAAUGCUGAUCCAUUACUUUAUCAAGCAUCUUUAAAUUCAAGAAUGGAUAAUUACCCUCCGGGAUAUGUCAAAGGCCAUUUACCUGCAUCUUACAAUGGUGGUGGAGCUCGUUCUGAACCAGACACUGCUCGUGAUUAUCCUCCUCAGACUGGUAGACAGUCGGUUGGGUCGGUAUCUGCAUCUAGUGUUGUUUCUGUUGAGGCUUGUACAGGCGAUGAGAAACCCUUGGUUCCUCAAAGAAGACCUUCUGUCAUUCAGCAUACAGAAUAUGCUGCCACAUCACCAUCGCCAUCUCUGUCACCCAAACAAGUUGGCUCUGAUAUCAGCAGGAAUGUAUCUCCAAAGGACAGCACACAAUCUGUACCUUUUUCGAGUCCAAAGAUUAAUCUACUCCCUAAUCAGUUGAGUUACUCUAUGACUGGCAAAGUUGCUGAAUGGCUCACUAAAGGAGUGCAUGAGGUAGUUGCUUGCAAGACUCCAUCAUCUGUAGUUGAGAAGAAUGUUGAACUGCAUGACAAAGUGAUGAUGCCUUCCAGUUGCAAAAUGCCAGGAGCUGUUGGAACUGGUAAAGUACCUGUAAAUAAUGUAAAAAGUAAGCAGAGCAGCACCACAAAUUCUCAUAAGUCACCACGAUCAAAGUACUCUAGCUCUCAUCGCCACCGUAAUUCUGAUGGAACUGUUAAUGGUUCAUAUGCAUCUGCUCCCCGAAAUGAUAUCAGAAUCAAUGCAGCACAUCAAAAAAUGCUCCAUCCAGUUCCAUCUCCAUAUUCUGUGAUGUCAGCACCGAGCAACACUCCAAAAUACCAUCCCUCUGUGAAUCAAAAGACCAAGACUGACAUUUAUCCCAAUAGUCCAUAUUACAAUCAACCAAAGCGAUACAAGGCCAACAGCAUUAUGCCCAUUAUGAUGUCCCCAAUAAGUCCACGUCCUUCAUUGUCUCCAUUUGCUCGUCAACAAACUUAUUGCACACCACCACUGAGUGAUAUACCGAAGACAACAAUUUCUGCGCACAAUGACUAUGAUUCUGUUGUCUUGGACCUCAGUGUUAAGAAAAAGCCAACACAUAGUGCACCGCCUCCGAGAACAGUAGCUCCUCCUGUUAAUGUAUCGCCUGUACCUGAGGAAGGUGUGUGUUUGGAUUUGUCAAUCAAGAAGAAACCAAGCAGUGCUGCAAAUGACAAUGGCAUUGAAAACAUUACCCCACCACUUCCCUUAUCUCCCAAUCCUUCAUCACAACCUGUGUCGUACAUGCCAUCAUCAUUAAAACCCCUUCCCACCCUUAUAGCUUUGCAGGACUUGGCAAAUGAAGAAGCUGCACGGCGAGGCUAUACUUCCAGUAAUAAUCGCAUACCACCAAUGACUAGUGCUGGAACUCUACCUGCAGCUGGCCCACCCCUUGUAAUGCCACCUGCAAUGUUCCCUGGAGCUGCUCAUGGCAAACUGCCACCAGCUAUUGUCAAUACUUUACCAUCCGUAGCAUAUUCAAAGGACAUGGCCAAAAAUUUAUAUAUUCCAGGCAACACACGUCAUUCACAGUUUCCCCCUUAUGUGAUACCCCCAUAUUUUCCCUCCAACUGGACUGCAGUAGUCAAUGCAUCCACAGCGAAUGCGAAACAGACAAAUAAUUCUCAAACUAGUCCUUUGGCCUAUAAAGGUAUGGUUAAUCAUAGUGUCUUCCCUAAGGAUUAUCCAUACAAUGUUAAAUCACAGUAUCACCCUGUGCUUUGUAAAGAUAGUGGGCAUUAUCCAUCCAACGAUAAUAAAUGAUUCUAUGUUUAAGGAUUGUAUUUUUAGAGCUUUAUGUAGUGUUAUAAAAAAAGAAUAUGCAUGGAAUAUUUUAUAAACAGACUUUUACUUUCUGCUUGUAAAAAUUUUAAAGUUGCAUCUUAACAAUGUGAAAGGUACAAAAAAGAAAAAAAAAAACAAAAACACAUCCUGAAUUAUUAUUCUUUUGUGUGGCAGCAUUUAUUUUUUCCCUUCAUCCUUUUCUAUAUUAUUUCAAAUAAAAGUGUUAUUGCUUUAAAUUCAAAAUCUUUUAAUAGUCUAUAUUCAAACAUAAUCUAUUAAUUUAUCUGACAUUUGUUUUUAGAAGGCCAUUCUGUUAUUUAAAUACUGAUUGACUAUUUAUGUUAAUAGUGCUACAAUUUAUUAUUAAAUUCUGCAUAAUUGCUGAGUUUAUAUGAAUUUUUUUAAAAUAAAUGUCACAUUAUUAAAAUGUAUCAGUUACCAUAAAAUUAGUGUGAAAAUAAUAAAAGGAUGAUAAAUAUUGAGCAAUUUAAAUAUGAUUUUAUUUAUCCAUAUUAAAAGUUUGUGGGUGAUGAAACUUGAGAAGCACGUAUUUCACAAAUUGCCUGAAUUUAUCUUCUGUCUUUCAUAGUUAUUAUUAAAUAAAAGUUAUUUUUAUUAAAUUGUUCUUAAUUUAUUAAUGCUAUCAUGUGUAAACUUUAAGUAAAGAACAAAUAUAUGCCCAGUUCAGUCAUUGGCAUUAGAGGUGUGCUUUUGUCGAAAAGGAUUCAUAAAUUUGUAUCAGAUUAUGCUUUAUUAAAGAAGUAAGGACAAGGGGAUAAGAAAAGGAAGAAAUUGGAGGCAGGUAGGAUACUUCUUUUUGAUAUUUGAAAAGAAUCCAAAUUAGAAUGUCUUGUUUCCCUUAUUUUCUACAUUUUGCCUUAUUAUGGCAUCUAAUAGCUGACUCUGAAUUGCUGGGAUGCGUUCAUUAAUAUGAUUAAUGAUAGUGGCAAUUAUAUGAUCAAUCUCUAUAGUUUUAUUAGUUGAGGAAAAACGUAAGAUAUGAAAUGGCCUCCAAGAAUUGAUGAAGUUAGCAUUGACAGAUUAUUAAAUGGAUCAAAUUUGAGAAGAUGGAGAAUUAGUACAAGCAAGGAGGCAACGAUAGAGGAGAGUUAUAUAAAUUAUACUUUAAUUAAUUCAUUUAAUUUUAUUUUUAAUUUUCGAGAGAUGCCAAAAUUGAAAUUUGUUCCAAGUGUGAAGGUUUUUAGAGCCAGCCUUGAAUGUUUAUUUAUCAAUGUAGUGAUGAGAAUCACAAUUUUAGAUAAAUUUCUUUUGUUUUUAAAUAUCUUAUUUAUCUUAGAAUAUCUUAUUUUUUGAGAAAUUUUAUAGCAUUUUCAUUUCAAUUAUUAGAAUACCAAAAAUUUAAAUAAUAACAUCAGAUCACAGUAUUUUUUAUUGCUAUCUAAUUGCAAAGCAUAUGUGAUAAAAAUUUUGAACAGAUACUUGUAAAUAAUUCCACUUUUUUUUUUUUUUUUUUUUUUGUAGUAAUCCUCUCUGUACUUUGUGAAAUUUGUUCUUGUGUUGGACUUCUAGUUAAUUUAUUCUAGUACAGGAAGUCUUGAAGAAUUUUGAAAAAAAUGUUAAAUUAAUAACAUGAUUAAAAUAGAAAAUUCAUUUAAUUUACUGCUAUUCUUAUAUUUUUGGUUUUCAGUAAUGAUUUGAAAAGGUACGUCAGCUGAAAGAUGAAAAAAUUUGCAUGUUACGUUGUUACAAAAAGUCAUGAAGUCAAACAUGAAAUGAAAUAAUUUUUUAUUUUUAUUUUAUAAGAAUGGGCUUCUAAAAAUAGAUAAAAUAUAUCUAUUUUUCUUUCUUAAAAUUAUUCCAAAAUUAGUUGUGGCAACUAUGAAUUAUUUUUAUAUGUGAAAUUUGUAUUUUUAUAUUUUUUUUGUUGUUGAAUCACUUUGUCAUCUGUGAACUCAUGAUUUUUGUUUUCAAAAUAAUUUAUAAUUUUUCAAUACAUUUUCACUUUUAAAUCCAUAAUAUUGAUUGUUUUUUUUUUAGAAAUCAUGAGUAAAUGUUGCCAGGCAUUUUCAUCAGCUCGAACUUUUAUUUAAAACCAUCUCAUUGAUCUUUCAUAUCUUAUGAAAAAUAAUACAAAAGGUUGCUAACUUUAAAAUUAAUUUUCCUUUACUUGUAGUUAGUGUUAAUUUUUGCCCUUUCCUGUACUCUGUGCAUGAACUAUUGUUGAUUUUUUUUU
Messenger RNA from Argiope bruennichi, 6412 nucleotides. Its product is annotated as AT-rich interactive domain-containing protein 5B-like. Gene Ontology annotation, cellular component: nucleus. The coding region runs from base 307 to 4197 and encodes 1296 amino acids. Lineage: Eukaryota; Metazoa; Arthropoda; Arachnida; Araneae; Araneidae. Gene Ontology annotation, biological process: regulation of transcription by RNA polymerase II. Gene Ontology annotation, molecular function: transcription cis-regulatory region binding. The record is from RefSeq and is a predicted model, not a curated record. The transcript is spliced from 11 exons.